Messenger RNA from Octodon degus (degu), 1311 nucleotides. It is a transcript of the gene Tmprss11a, whose product is annotated as transmembrane serine protease 11A. Gene Ontology annotation, cellular component: extracellular region; plasma membrane. Gene Ontology annotation, molecular function: serine-type endopeptidase activity. The transcript has 10 exons. Lineage: Eukaryota; Metazoa; Chordata; Mammalia; Rodentia; Octodontidae. Gene Ontology annotation, biological process: proteolysis. The record is from RefSeq and is a predicted model, not a curated record. The coding region runs from base 55 to 1311 and encodes 418 amino acids.
CUGGAAGGUUGAGUUCAGUGGGUGCAGACCUUCAGGAUCAUAUUCCUCUUAUCGAUGAUGUAUCGGACAGUAGGAUUUGCACCCCAGCACAGAGCCCUGAGGCCGUGGAUAAUCGCCUUUCUCGCUGUCUUAUCUCUGAUCUUGGUGGGGGUCACCAUUGGUCUCCUGGCUCACUUCUUAGUCCCUGGUGAGAAAACAGAAUACUAUCACGGCACCUUUACCAUCUCAGCCCUCCUCUUCAACAACAUUAAUGGACAAAAGGCCACAUACCAAUUUAAGGACCUACAGGAGAUGAGUGAAAAUCUGGUGGAUGAGAUAUUUACUGAUUCUGCCCUAAACAAGCACUAUAUCAAGAAUCAAGUAGUCAGACUGACUCCAAAGGGAGAGAGUGUGACAGCAGACAUCAUCAUGGUAUUCCAGUCCCCAUCCCCUGGACAGAGGACAGUGAGAGAGAAGGAAAUCCAUAGCAUCUUGAAUCGGAAGAUAAGGAACGCAAGAGCUCUGCCAAUAAAUGUCUCAUCAGUUCAAGUUAACGCCAUGAGUUCAUCAACAGGAAAGCUAACUUUCCAAGCAUGUUGUGGUAAACGAGCUGCACCACUAGCAGUCAACAGAAUAAUGUCUGGAGAAAUUGCACCCCCAGGUGCCUGGCCAUGGCAAGCUUCCCUUCAGCGCAAUAAUAUCCAUCAGUGUGGGGCCAGCUUGAUCAGUAACACGUGGCUAGUCACUGCUGCACACUGCUUCAAAAAUAGCGCCAAUGCACGCCAAUGGACUGUUAGUUUUGGAACAACAAUAAACCCUCCCUUGAUGAGAAGAAACGUCAAAAGGAUUAUUGUCCACGAGCGGUACCGCUCCCCAUCCAGAGAGUAUGACAUCGCUGUCGUGCAGCUGUCCUCCAAAGUGCCCUUCUCCGACGACAUCCGCCGGGUCUGCCUGCCAGCAGCCUCGGACUCCUUCCAACCGAACUCCACGGUGUACAUCACGGGCUUCGGAGCGCUCUACUACGGCGGAGAAUCCCAAAACAAUCUUCGAGAAGCCAGAGUGAAGAUCAUUAGUAGCGAUGUGUGCAAGCAGCCAUCUGUGUAUGGCAACGACAUCAAAUUUGGAAUGUUUUGUGCUGGAUAUCUGGAAGGAAUUUACGAUGCAUGCAGGGGUGAUUCUGGGGGCCCCUUAGUUAUAAGAGAUAAUACAGACACCUGGUAUCUCAUCGGAAUUGUGAGCUGGGGCGACAACUGUGGUCAAAGGAACAAACCUGGAGUCUACACAGAAGUGACUUAUUACCGCCGCUGGAUUGCUUCAAAAACAGGCCUCUAA